AUGACACCAAAUAUCAUGAAAGGUCAAACCGACACGUCCAAGUUCACAGGACAAGGGCCCGCGUCCAACGAAGAACACCCACACAAUAACCCUGUCAUGGAGUAUAACCCUGCUCCGGGUGCGAAGGCCCCCAUGCUAAGCUCCGAGGGCUCAGUCGGAAAGCAAUUCACGGCAGAUGGUGCGAUUGGUGGCACAGCUCAAAAGAUCGGAGGGCCACUGGACCAAAAUGGAAUGAUUGGAGGAAUGUUCAAAGAGGAUGGCGCGAUUGGCGGGACGGUGAACAAGAUGGCCGGUGGUAAAUCAUAA
Messenger RNA from Fonsecaea erecta, 306 nucleotides. RefSeq lists its product as hypothetical. The transcript has 3 exons. The record is from RefSeq and is a predicted model, not a curated record. Bases 1 to 306 code for a protein of 101 amino acids. Lineage: Eukaryota; Fungi; Ascomycota; Eurotiomycetes; Chaetothyriales; Herpotrichiellaceae.